UACACUCCUGAGCUCCUCCGCAGCGAAUCUACGCACCUCUGGCAAUACCACAACAACAGGCUGCCCUGGGACAUCGUGCCUGGGCCAUUGGGAUAGGUGUGGUGAGUCUCGGGGUGGCAUCGAUCGGUGCUGUCGCCAGGCCAGGUGUCGACAGCUCUUCAAGUGCAGCAGCGGGAGGACAAAGCAUUAUUAUUAUUGUCCCUCGUCUUCUCUCGUAUCCACAUCUCACGCUCACGCCUCGCUGCAAGGGUGGCAUGUGAAGCACCGAGCACAGCGCCGACUGAGCCCACUUCCCUCCUCAGUGCAUCAUUACUGGCACACUACGGGCGAGCGACGGCUGGGCUGGCCUGGGCUGGGCUGAUAAUCGCGCGAGACCUUUGCGAAGCACUGUAACGCUAUUCUAUCUUGAAUCUUCCAUCGCGCAUCCGCUGCGUGUCUCGGACUCGCGCCGAUCACUCUCUCUUAUCUGCACUGCACCGCGUCUGCUUCGCCAGAUCCAUACACAUACAGUCCAGCUGCUCGCAGCCCAAAAGCCCGCCAGACGCACGCCGCUCAUUCGCACGGCAGUGUGCAGCAAGCGCAUGCAGGAAUAUUGGCCUGCAGUCUCCAUCGCAGUCCCCCGGUCCCGACGCAGCGUAGAAUAGUCGACCUUGCGCCGGCGAGCAUACGACCGCACCGCACCGCACCGCACCGCACCGCACACAUACAUUCGACGCGUCUGCCCUCGACGCCGACACUGCCCGCUGUGUGUGUCCGCCGGUGUUGCGCUUGCUGCUGAUUGCUGCUGCGAGAAGCUGAAACACCACUCUCGACCCCGCAAAGACGCACGCACGCAGACAGCCGCAAACAGCAGCAACCAGCCUUCACCAUGUCUGCAGUCGCCGUUGCGAGGAAGCCCCUCCCCGCCCAGGGACAGAGACUGGCUCCUGCACAACACAACAAUGGCAAUGGCAAUGGCAAUACCAUGAAUAGCCAAUAUAACCACAGUCGGGCAAGAACCAAUUCCUCCACCGCUCUUGGCUUACAGAACGACUCUCGGCAACCGAGCAUAUCGCCGUCUUACAGCAUGACACAAUCGCAGUCACAAUAUCCUCAGCCUGGGCAGACCCGCCGCACCCUAUCAAAUGCCACCGGCUCCUCGACCUCAUCACAAAACUCCAACCUGCAAAGAGCGCCCACGAACAUGACCAAUGGCGUGCGUCGAUCCACCUCCUCUCGCAGCAACUCCUCCCUCUCGCCCACCUCGUAUGUCGCCCUCAUGCGGAAACAAAAGGCCACGGUGUGGUGCGAUAGAGCUCAACAUGAGGAUCCAAGAAUAUUGGCUGCGCAGCGCCAAGCAAAGAUGCGGGCUGCGGCCGAAGUGGCUGGUGGGCACAACUACGCUUCCACGGUACGCACAAGCACUAGCAGUUCGGGUGUUGUAGGCGGGGUGCGUAGCAAGAUCCGGCAUCACGGAGCUCCAAAGGCCAGUGCAUACAACGCUACGUUGAAGCCUGGUGCCGGCGUCCCGAUGCGGCUCAGUGCUUCUGAAGUGGACGACGGAAACACCAGUGAUGAUGACACCGGAGCUCGGUAUCACGUCCGAACUGGCAGUGGUCGGAGCAGUUUGGGGAGUGGCAGGAGAGGCCACAGCUUCCACGCUUCCGGGCUGAACAACUCAUACAGUAACGGCAACACGCCUCCUGGUGUCAGUCCAGUAGACAGUAUGGGUGAUCCAAUCGAGGAGGAAACGCCGAUGCCCAGGAACGAUGGCGUAGAGCUGGACUACUUCGGCAAGCCUAGUGGAAGCAGCGAAGAGGAGCAGUUCGGUCAAGUCGGCGGCCUCCCUUCGCGGAAAAUCACAGUCGAAGAACAAAUACAACAGCAGAAGAACAAUGCUGAUGACCUCAGGCGGAGAGGCAGUGUGGACGAGAGGACCAUGACCAUGUCUGGACCACGCUUGUUUGUUGCUAAUCCCGACUUGAGCGAUUGAGGUCGGGAAUGUGCAGUCACGGCACGCACACAAGAACAGAUUCGACAUGUUCGUCUUUGCUGCGCGGAUGGAUGCGUCCACACGCUGUCCGGCAUUUUGCCCACCAUUUAUUGCUUGCAUUUUUUCGUGAAGCGUUCAAUCGUUGGAUACCACAGAGAUACCAUUGUCUCGAGACAGUUUGAUUUAAGCUUCAAGCAUAGGCGAAUGCAUGCACCUUCCGUCCU
Molecule: messenger RNA, 2196 nt
Organism: Pseudocercospora fijiensis CIRAD86
Lineage: Eukaryota; Fungi; Ascomycota; Dothideomycetes; Mycosphaerellales; Mycosphaerellaceae
Exons: 1
Coding region: 869-1972 (367 amino acids)
Source: RefSeq, a predicted model, not a curated record